AUGAGUUCAUCACUGUCGCAUUCAGCUGCACCCCAGAAGCUUAGCUCAAACUUUGAGAACAGCACCAUUCAGCAACAGAGGCAAGAAAUCCAGCUUUUAACUGCAGAACUGAAAGAUCGUGAUAAGGAACUCAGUGACAUGGUUGCAGUGCAUCGGAAACAGAUUCUGGCCUGGGAACGUGAUCGGCAGAAAAUACUGACUUUAGCAGAACGAUGCAAUUUACUAAACAAUGAGCUGAAGAAGAGAAAUGAAAUCAUAAAAUCACUGACACAACAGAAGUUUAAAGAGAUGUCUCAAAAAGUAACAGAUGCAACUGUUCGCUGUCAGGCUCUGGAGGAGAAAAAUCAAAGUCUCCACUGCUCAGUUUUUGAACUGUCUGCUAAAACAGGCCAGCUGCAGGCAAGGGAACAGGAGCUUCUUACAAUGCUUAAGCUGAAGGACGAGGCUAUACUUGAAACAACUGAUCACAUUACUGAAUUUACAUCUAAAUUCAGAAAGCUGGGAAGUGCACUGCAUGCAGCAGAGGUAGAGAAAUUCAAUCUCAACAAAAAAAUACAAGACCUCACAGUGAGACUGAAAGAGCUGAUACUAGAAAGAAAUAAGCUGAAAGAUGACCUCUGUGAAAAGGUGAAAGAAAGUAAUAAGCAGGAGGAAGAAAUCAUUCAGCUCAGACAAGAAAAUGGCUACCUGAGGGAUGAGCUUGUGCUUACUGUUGAGAAAGCAAAGAGAGUGGAUCAGCUGCUUCAGUUUGCCAAGUCUAAACAAGCACGGACUAACACUGAGCUAGAGAGCCUGCGACAGAUCUACCUAAAACAGCAGUGUGACUUGCAAUUUCUCCAUGUCAAUUUGGAGAGCUCUCAGGAAUUAAGGCAAAAGCAUGAAAAAGCAGCUCAUGAAGGGAGCACAGAUCUGACAUUCUCUGCCCCUGAAAAUAACAGCGAGACAGACUUGGUUAGUUCUGAGGGCAGCCACGAGAUAUACAAGGAGUGUAGAACUGAACAGGUGCCAAAAAGUAGGGUAAAAACCACCUCCAAGAUGCGUGAGGCAGAUAAUAGACUGUUACUGGAUGCAUCAGACUCAGAAGAAACUACCUCAGAGCACUUAAACCAAGAAGUUGUGAAAGUCUUGUCUGCCCUUACAGAAGAAGAAAAGCAAGAUAUUGCAUCAAGCAGUUAUGAGCUAGACAGCAAAGCAUUUUGUGAGGCGAACAACACAAUGCCAUUGAGAAACAGGGAAACUUCUGAGAAUGAAGUGGAAAGCAGAGACCAGCAAACCUUUGAGUCAUCUUUACCUGGAAGCGAGCAUUGUCCCAAUGUCAGUUCUUAUGUGGAGUUACAAAGUACUUUGACCCAGAACACCAGCACAUCUGACAAAACUGGUAGUGAAAAUAAAACCUGGGAAGAGGGAACUAAAAUUCUGUUUUACCAAAAGAGCAGAGAGACUCCUCCUGCAAUUCACAAGUCUGAAUCUGAUUCCUCUAGUGAUAACUUCAAUAUGAAAAAAGAUGCCAGGUGGAAGCCGGUAUCAGAUAUGGAAUGGCUGGAGAGUUUCAAACCCAUAAAUGGAGAUGGAAGUACAUGGCAUGGAAAAGAUUGCAGCUGUCUCAAGACUGGACAACAGAUGAAACAUGUCAGCUCAGAAAGUGGUGACAAUGUGGAUCUGGGUUCUUUUCACUCGGAUUCUGUCUGUUUCACAUCCACCCAGAAAAGAGACAGGUCUCAAACAUGUGAGAAAUUCUCUGAUGAAGACUUCCCUCUGGAGAUCGAGCACCUUUCAGUGACUAAGCCAGCAAGCAGAUGCUGCAGGACUACUGUGGACCAAGACACAAGUUCCCCCAUGAACAAGCUGCAGCGAGCGCUGGCUGAGUAUCGACAGAUGGUUGCUGAUCUGGAGCUUAGCACUCUCCUCCAAGCAACCCCUCACUGCAGUCCCCACAGCAGCAAUCCUAAUAGGACACCAGAACUUCCAGAGGCUCUUCACAGAACCCAGUUAUCUGCUGCAGAAGAAAGGGAUACGUUCUCUUGUCUAUGA
This is a messenger RNA of Indicator indicator, 2031 nucleotides long. It is a transcript of the gene CCDC62, whose product is annotated as coiled-coil domain containing 62. The coding region runs from base 1 to 2031 and encodes 676 amino acids. The record is from RefSeq and is a predicted model, not a curated record. NCBI's taxonomy places the organism in Eukaryota, Metazoa, Chordata, Aves, Piciformes, Indicatoridae. The transcript has 12 exons.